GGACUAGAGACCUCAGUUUCUCUCUCUUCGAAGGCUCCUCGGAGUUUCAGAUUUCUCUCCGGCGCUAGGGCUCCGAUCCAUAUUUGCCGAUCCUCCAUAUCCAGCCUUCGGUCAAGCUGUCAUCGCCGCUUCCUUCUCGUAUAUCCGAGGCAACUCACAGCUUCAAUUUGGAUCUCAGGUUUCUCAUCUUUAGGGUUUUGCUUACGUAUUCCACUUCACUACUGUUCUGAAUCAAGCUAAUCUGUGUCAACGUCUGGUGUACUUAAACUACUUACAAUUGUCCUCUGUCUGCUUGCUGUUUUUUGUACCCGGAAUUCUGUAGACAAAUGGUGUUUGAUUCAAUCAGUUGAAGAUUUUGUUUAAGAUUAGUCCAUAAAGAGGAAUUCGCUGUUCUAAACUUGUUUUGGAUCCAAAGUUUGUAUAAUCCAUAAGAAGAAUUCGCUGUUCUGAAGUGUUUGGGAUUUAUCUUUUGCGACUUGUUAUUCCGUUUGGUUAUAAAAAUAGCAAAAGAGCCAAUUGGUUAAUAGCAUAAAGGAAUAUGUUUAAAGCAUACACACACAAAAGUUUCUUACAGCGUCAUGUUUGAUUUAGCAGAAUUGUGGAAUUUCUGUUUCUCCAAAAGCAGUCAUACAGAGCGCUUUGUUAGUUAAUUCAACACAUUAAAAUGGCGAAGAAGACGAGGUUUCCUGCAGGUUGCUCUUCUGGCUUUGUGUCUAGUCCUCAAUCUGAACAGUCAGGAGGAUCAGGCGGGAUUGACACUGAGAGGACUGCUUCAGAGGAUUCAAAUGACCCGAGAAGGAAGUGCAUUGAUUUGAAUUCAGCUGCCCGUGAUGUUUUUGGUGUCCCCAUACGAGUUCUUCCUUUAUCAAAAAUGUCGGCUUCUGAAAGGAAGAAUCUUGUGGUGAGGUUGAGGUCUGAACUCGAGCAGAUUCAGAGUUUCCGUAAAAGAGUUCAGCUGCAAAGAACAAAUGCUGUUGCAUUAUCAUCCACAAGUGACAUUCUUAGUUGUAGUAAUGUGCAAAAUGUUCAGAUGACAGAGACAAUGGCAAAAUGCUCUGCUUUGGCAUCCAAUCAUGGGAGGAAAUCAAAUCCUUUGAACAAUAAGGGGUCACGCGGUUGGAAUCGUGGAAAUUCUGGAAGGUUUGAAUCGGCAACCACACAGCCAUCCACUUCGAGCACAUCCAGCUUGAUCUUGAUGAACCAGUGCGAGUCAUUGCUAAAAAAGUUAAUGCAACACAAUUAUGGUCACGUGUUCAAUGAACCUGUUGACCCUGUCAAGUUAAAUAUUCCAGAUUACUUAUCCAUCAUCAAGCAUCCAAUGGAUUUUGGAACGAUAAGAAAUAACCUUGCUUUGAACAAGUAUUUGAGUCCGUCGGACUUCCUUUCUGACGUCAGGCUUACCUUUUCUAACGCAUUACUUUACAAUCCUUCUGGUACUCCUGUUCAUUCUAUGGCCGAAACUCUUAGUAAGUUUUUUGAAGUGAGAUGGAAAGUAAUUGAGAAAAAAGUCCUGAAAGACUCUUCACCGAUUCUUGAAAAAACAAGCCUGAAGGAGGAGAAAGAAACACCAAUUCCUCCAUCAAAAAAGAGAAGGUUCAAUCCAAAUGCAGUGCAUUCAACAUUUGUUUCGGCUCCAGUCACCCAAAUAAUGACAGCGGAGGAGAAACAUUUGCUUAGCAGGAAACUAGAGGCUGUGUUGGGAGAUUUGCCAGAUAAUAUUGUUGAAUUUCUGAAGAAACAGUGUUCAAAUGGAAAGGAAAUAACAGAUGAUGAGAUUGAAAUUGAUAUUGAUGAUCUUAGUGAUAGCACCUUGUUCACAUUGCAAAAGCUUAUAGAUGACUAUAUGCAGAAAAAGGAAAAAUGUCAUGCAAAGUCUGAACCAUGUGAGAUUGAGUUGCUGAAUGAAUCUGGAUUUAGUAACUCAUCCAUGCAGUUGUCCAAAGGGAAUGACCUUGUUGACGAGGAUAUUGAUACAGGAAAGAAUGAACCUCCUGUGACUAGCCACCCUUCCAUGGAUAUUGAGAAUGAAACAGCCCAGAGAACUCACAAGUAUUCAAAGUCUACUGUUUGUGAGAAGUCCCACCAACCAAAUACAUCAUCAAUGGGCAACUCAGUUUCUCAAAAUAACUUGGAUGACAAGUUAGAAGAUGGUGACUUGCUUCAUGGGAACCAAUCUAUCAGUGAGCUUGAUCAAUUCUCUCAGAAGCUGAACUCAGUUGAGUCUGACGGUCAUCAGGAUGGAGAAAUUGCUCAUAAUAUUGAGAGGCAAGUUUCACCGGACAAACGGUACAGAGCAGCUCUUUUAAAAAAUCGUUUUGUUGAUACAAUACUAAAAGCGCGAGAGAAGACAUUUAAUCAGGUUGAAAAAGGUGAUCCCGAGAAACUAAAACGCGAGAGGGAGGAACUGGAAAUGCAAAAAAGAAAAGAGAAAGCACGACUGCAGGCGGAAGCAAAAGCGGCAGAAGAUGGUAGGAAAAGGGCAGAAGCUGAAGUAGCAGCAGAAGCGAAGCGCAAGAGAGAGGUUGAAAGAGAAGCAGCUAGGCAAGCAUUGCUGAAGAUGGAGAAAACAGUAGAGAUAAACGAGAAUUCUGGUUUUCUUGAAGACUUGGCAAUGCUGAGAGAUGACAGUGGUGGUGAAGCAGCAGGAGGAGGAGAACUGCAGCAGAUGCCUACUAGCUCUGUAGUUGUUGAUGAUAAUGACAACGAUGAUGUGGAGGAGAUGUGCCUGGAUGAUCAGUCUGGGGUUGAUUGCUGCCGCCUUGGAAGUUUCAAGUUUGGCAGUAACAUUAAUCCUUUGGAGCAACUGGGAUUGUAUAUGAAACAAGAUGACGACGAAGAAGAACCCGAUCAUCCACCUCCUCCUCCUUUUCUGCCGUCACCGCCACAACUGGAGACUGCUGCUGCUACUACUACUACCACAACCGGUGGGGGUGGGGGUGAUGUAGAGGAAGGAGAGAUUGAUUAAUAUGCUUAAACCAUAAUUUAAAAUACCUAAAUUUUAUAUAAUGGCUUUUGUGUACCUCCUACUAGUAAGUAAGUACUACAAUACCUUCCUUUUCUCUUCCCUUUUCAGAGAUGAAAGCAAAAAAACAUUAUUACUUUACAUUUUGCACUCUA
Impatiens glandulifera is the source of this 3117-nucleotide messenger RNA. Its product is annotated as transcription factor GTE8-like. The record is from RefSeq and is a predicted model, not a curated record. The transcript has 10 exons. Bases 665 to 2965 code for a protein of 766 amino acids. NCBI's taxonomy places the organism in Eukaryota, Viridiplantae, Streptophyta, Magnoliopsida, Ericales, Balsaminaceae. Gene Ontology annotation, molecular function: protein binding.